Molecule: messenger RNA, 1441 nt
Organism: Trichoplusia ni (cabbage looper)
Lineage: Eukaryota; Metazoa; Arthropoda; Insecta; Lepidoptera; Noctuidae
Product: serine protease Hayan-like
Exons: 11
Coding region: 131-1426 (431 amino acids)
Biological process (GO): proteolysis
Molecular function (GO): serine-type endopeptidase activity
Source: RefSeq, a predicted model, not a curated record
UCAAGCACUCGUGCAUCAGAAUUAUACUAUACUUUAUACUAAAAGUAUAUUUAGAUUGACAUAUUUACGAGUAUCUUAAUGUAUCGUGAUAAUAUUUAAUAAGUGUUAACAAGUUAACUGAUCGUUCAAUAUGAGUGGAAGUGAAAAUGUAAUGAUUAAGUGUUUAUUGGUGCUAAGUGUGUUUAACACAGGAUUGUCCCUUCAAGAGAGAAUUACUGUCGAAGAUAAGCGUAAUAAAAACAACCCUAACAUGGAUAGAAGCGCUUUCUUCAUAAACAAUGCAAUGGUGUGGAAAGGAAAAAAAACCUUAAAUGGCAGGUGGUUCAACAACUGGAAAGUACUGAAAAAUGGUAAAUGGAUUUGGGGGUACGAAGACGCAAAUGGAACAGCAGCACCGCCGUUCGAUAUUUCAGAAGCCUUAAUCGACAACAAGCAGCAUAGGAAUCCCUGUGCCCCACACUAUCCACCUUUGCCUGACUUCUCCAAACCGGGACGGCGGAUCAGUGAAACAAAAUGUUUGGAAUAUGUAUGGGAAGUCAAAUUAGAAGACGAAAAGUAUAAAAGAAAUUGGUCCUGUCUAAACUUUAUUCAGAAGCAUCCCUUAUCCAAAUUUAAACCGCAGGCUGGGGUCGUUGGAGGAUAUAGAGCCGGACCCGGUGACUUCCCACAUAUGGGCGCCAUAGGAUGGUUGGCGCCUAACGGCUCGUGGAUAUUCAAAUGUGGAAGCUCUUUGAUCAGUCCCAAAUUCGUCCUGACAGCAGCACAUUGCUCUCGUGCUUCAGAUAGGGACGACACCAUUGCCGAUCCUGUUCCGAAGAUAGUCAGACUGGGAGACAAAAGUAUUUUAGAUGCGGAUCCCGAAGCUUUCCGUAUGAAACCAAUUGAAAGUAAAAUCAUUAACAUCAUUGUCCACCCGAAUUUCACGGCUCCAAAGAGAUACGAUGACAUUGCUCUAAUUGAGUUGGAAGAGCCUGUUUCAUUCAAUGAUUACGUCCGUCCUGGUUGUUUAUGGAGUCGCUUUGAUACCAGUAGCCUUGGUACUGAGGCAAAUGUGACGGGAUGGGGUGUUGUAGAAACCCUUGGGCGAACUGUUUCUACGGAACUACUUGUUGGGCACGUUGACAUCGUUGACUCAGAGAAGUGUAACAGCCUCCUAUCACCCAAUUGUAACAGAAACUGGUGUGGGAUUAGAGACACUCAGAUUUGUGCUGGAAAGAACGAUGGGGGCGUAGACGCUUGUCAGGGUGACUCCGGAGGACCUCUACAAGUGAACAUGAGUCUCCCGAUACGAGAUCAGGGCCACAUGCACUACAUCAUUGGAGUAAUAUCAUUUGGUAUCGGCUGCGCUCUUCCCGACUUACCUGGAGUGUACACUAGAGUGUCUUCCUAUCUUGACUGGAUUGAACCUAUCGUUUGGGGUAAAUAAAUAUAUAAGUGGGUA